Molecule: messenger RNA, 927 nt
Organism: Poecilia reticulata (guppy)
Lineage: Eukaryota; Metazoa; Chordata; Actinopteri; Cyprinodontiformes; Poeciliidae
Product: apoptosis-associated speck-like protein containing a CARD
Biological process (GO): inflammatory response; regulation of apoptotic process; innate immune response
Source: RefSeq, a predicted model, not a curated record
CAGCAGCUCAUUUAAGCCCAGCGCCUGCUGCACCAGCCACAGCGCCUGCUGCAUCAUCUCAGUGAGAAAUGGCCACAAAAAGACCCAAAAGGAUUUUAGCUGAUGUCCUGGAGAACCUGGACGAGAAGAAUUUUAGGAAGUUCUGCUCAGCACUUAUAGACUGGGAUAAAAAGGUCAAGAAGGGUCAGGUUGAGAAUAAAGACUUCCUGGACGUUGCAGAUGUGAUGGUCAAUGUUUAUGACAAAGACGCCCUGAAGGUGGCCGAGGAGCUGCUGAGAGAUAUCAACUGUGCAGGAAACGCCAACAACCUGGCUGAAGACGCCAAGAAAGCAGGUUUAGGCUCUUCUGUUCCCUCCGCUGUUGCAGGUCCGGCCCCAACUACCAGUGAUGGGAAGCAUUUUGUGGACAAACACAGGUCUGAGCUGAUCAAGAGAGUUGGCAACAUUGGACCCAUUUUGGACGAGCUGCUGGACGAAGACGUUCUCGAAAAUGAAGCUUAUAAUAAAAUCAGCGCUCUGCCUACCAACCAGGAGAAAGUUAGAGAGCUGUGUACCAAAUGCCUGAAUGCCAAAAGAGCCAAAGAUAUCUUCUACAACAUCUUGAAGAAGAAAGAAAAGUUUCUCAUCGAAGAACUAGAGGGAAACUAAACGCUGACAAAACGUCUACUUUUAAUCUGAGCACUGUUAGAUGAAGUCAAUUGUUGAAAUUCACUAAACAUAUUUUUAAAUCUGACUGACUCAAUUUGUUAAAAACCCAGUAGAUUUAUAAAAGGAAACUGCAGCUACAGUCAGGAUGUCAGUCGUCAGCCGGAUUUUAAAAAAACAAACAGAUCAUGUCUCCAUCACUGCAUGUUCUAUAUUCUGUAUUUAUCCAAAUAUUUUCUUCAGUGGUUUGUUAUUGGCAUUAAAACUUCUUUGUGAAAUCACA